Messenger RNA from Pygocentrus nattereri (red-bellied piranha), 2979 nucleotides. RefSeq names its product family with sequence similarity 53 member B (gene fam53b). NCBI's taxonomy places the organism in Eukaryota, Metazoa, Chordata, Actinopteri, Characiformes, Serrasalmidae. Gene Ontology annotation, cellular component: nucleus. The transcript has 5 exons. Bases 309 to 1481 code for a protein of 390 amino acids. The record is from RefSeq and is a predicted model, not a curated record. Gene Ontology annotation, biological process: protein import into nucleus; positive regulation of canonical Wnt signaling pathway.
GCUGCUGGCAGGAGAGGGGAGCCAGUGGGAGCCAGUGGGAGAAACCAGGAGAAAUAAGGAGAAAUACACCGACACAGACCCCGUGCAGCCCUGCAGCAGAACACACGGGGCGGGGAGACAUGCAGCAUCAAAACUGAGCUCCUACUUUUGUGAAGGACCUGAGAGAAAAGGUCGAGAGGGCGACCGAGGAGCAUUCCAGAAGUAACAGGGGGUCUGGAGUGGACUGGAGCGCGAACUCUGAUCAGCCAGCGCCGAAUGCAGAUGGACGCUACUAGAUCUUCCAUGUGCUGGAAUGGGCUGUGGCAAAGAUGUGUGUUGCUAUGGUGAUUAUCCAAUCUAAAACACUGGACAAGAAGGGUGUGGAUGAUGUAACGUCCAGAGAGUCAACCUUGGAGCUGCGCCAGCCGUCAACCAUGAGCCAGGGAACGACCCUCUUCUCCUGUGGAAUCAUGGAGACAAGCCGGUGGCCGGAUGUUAGCCGUGGCUGCGGUGUUCGGCAGAGGCCAGUGGGCUCGAGCCUGGAGAGUUUGUGGGACGUCCUACCGGAGACCGGCCCGGCGGGGGCCAUCAGCGGCCUGCUGCGGGAUCUCAGCCUGAGCGAAACUCCGAACACCACCACAGCACCACCCAGCAAACGGCAGUGCCGGUCACUCUCCUGCUCAGAUGAGCCGGCCAGCUGUCGGUCUCCAUGGCGACCACAGGGUUCCCGGGUGUGGACGACGGUGGAAAAGCGGCGUUGCCACAGCGGGGGUAGCGUUCAGCGUGGAUCUGCCUUGUCCUCGUCCGCUUUUACCCAGUCUGGCUUCUCCGGCAUGCAGCGCAGCUCCAGCUUCAGCCUCCCCACCCGCUCCAACCUGCUGGAGCUGCCGGCUUUCAGCAACUUUCAGCGGCAGACUUUCACUCCUUUCUCCGCUGUUGUCUCCGAAUCCCCCCGCUACCUCUCUCACGAACAGAUUUCCCAGGCUGAGCCCAGUGGCGGACCCUCAGAGGCCAGUUCUCCGGAUUCCACUCCGGAGCUGGACCGCCGGGCCUGCCAGGGUGGGCUGUCCCGCAGCCGUUCUCAACCCUGUGUCCUUAAUGACAAGAAAAUCGGAGUUAAACGCCGGAGACCCGCCGAUUCGCACAAACAUAGGCCUUCUCUAGACCUGGCCAAGAUGACCCAGAAGCAGAAUUUCCAGAGUCUCAGCUGCCCUGGCUUCACUGGAAACGACUGCUGCCAAUCAAGACAAACCCCGCCCCCUUUGAUGAGCCCUGCCCACAAGAAUGAGGGUGAGACCUCUGCGUGUGACCCGGCGGUGGAGACUCAGCACUGCCCUAAAGAGGACUCGACGGUCCUCGACGAAUCAGAUGGAGAUGUCUCCGGACGCGCCGGCUGGACUGCCAAUGGGAAGGACUGGGAGCCUCCGUGGGCGGGGCUUUGCGGGCUGAGGAGAGACGUGCUGGGCGGAGAGCUCGACAUCGAGCAGAUUGAGAGAAACUGAGAGAAAAAGCCAGGUGGAAAUGGACCGGAUAGAAUUAUACACUGCAGAAAACGAUGACCUGGCAAGUGUUGCAUCUUAAAUGUAGGCAGUACAGAUCAUAUUCCGCAUGAUGAGGCUGGCGGAGGAAUACCUAAAGAUUCUUCAACCCACUUCUAGAGCUUUGUGCGUUUUAAGGUGAUCUUACUGGACUGGCAGACAGUCUUGCUUGUUUUAAGAAAGAUCUUGAGAUCACGUCUUUAAUACUCACUCGUUUUGCAUUGUCUUCUGGGUAGUUACUGAAUAAUAAUGCAGAAGUGUCUAGAAGUAGGUUGAAUAAUUCCUAAUCAAACGUUUUAGAUAUAUUCCCUACAUUUAAGUUGCUUUUCUGUGCCAGUAUGUCCGUUUGUUGCAGUGUAGCUGGUUCCAAUGCUCUUUGAAGAUGCCUUCUUUCCCAGCAUCCACCCUUCAGUAGCCUGGAUUUAGGUGGCUGUGCUUCAUCCAGGAGCUGCCUCCGCCACGUUUUCCUUUUGUCCAGCGAGUGAUUUUCAUGUUUUGUGCUGUUGGAGCGGAGAGGAGUAUCAGGGCUGGUGUUUUUUUUCUUUUUCCGAGUUUGGAUCGAGGCUCAGGAGAAACGGACGCUUAUGCAAGUGGAACUGCGGGACUUUAGGACGACUCAGGUUGAAGCUUAAAGCUGCAUACAUGGCAGAAGAUUAAAACGUCGCGAUUUUCGCCGUUACUCAAAAUGUCGAUCAGCAAAGGCACGUUUGGCAUCUGAGGUUUGUUUCUUUGGCUUCGCGCUGGAGAUGUAACGAGUGUCGGAAGCUUGAACUCCUCAAAUUAGCGUCAUACAACGUAAUUGAUGGUGUUUCUCCGAGAUUUUAGUCACAUCCGAAUCCACCAUGUCAGUAUUUUAUGUGCUUCAGUGAAGAUUCCAGCAGCUUUUGCCUUCUAUUUAAUGAAACAUCGAUUUAAUCCCAGGUCAUAUUAAUCCCAUGUGAUAAAGCAAACCCUGCAAAUAAUCCCAGGUCAUAUUAAUCCCAUGUGAUAAAGCAAACCCUGCAAAUAAUCCCAGGUCAUAUUAAUCCCAUGUGAUAAAGCAAACCCUGCAAAUAAUCCCAGGUCAUAUUAAUCCCAUGUGAUAAAGCAAACCCUGCAAAUAAUCCCAGGUCAUAUUAAUCCCAUGCGAUAAAUCAAAUCCUGCAAAUAAUCCCAGGUCAUAUUAAUCCCAUGCUAUAAAGCAAACCCUAUAAAUAAUCCCAGGUCAUAUUAAUCCCAUGCUAUAAAGCAAACCCUAUAAAUAAUCCCAGGUCAUAUUAAUCCCAUGCUUUAAAGCAAACCCUCCAAAUAAUCCCAGGUCAUAUUAAUCCCAUGCGAUAAAUCAAACCCUGCAAAUAAUCCCAGGUCAUAUUAAUCCCAUGUGAUAAAGCAAACCCUGCAAAUAAUCCCAGGUCAUAUUAAUCCCAUGCUAUAAAGCAAACCCUGCAAAUAAUCCCAGGUCAUAUUAAUCCCAUGCUAUAAA